UAGGAGACUCCUUUGCUUUACGUCAAACCACCACAAUCCACGAGACAGACAGAACAAUCAACCCCACGAUCCACCGCCCCGAAAAAUAUACCUCGUCCAUCAUCUAAUGUCUGUGCUCCACUCCUCCAAUGACUCGUUUCUACAAUGGGAUCCAGCCCAGGUGUCCAUCUACAUCAAUUCCGUAAGCGCCGAUGACUCCAACACUAUCGGAGAGUACUUUUUGGAAAACAACAUUGAGGGAUCCUUAUUGCCUUUCAUCACCACCGAGCACCUCAAGGAGCUUGGAAUAGAAAAGUUGUCGACUAGGCUCUUGAUCAAAAAUAAAAUCACCGAACUCACAAAUGCCCACUACGAGAAGAACCCCCCCAAGUCGUAUAAUGACCCUGAUUACCGACUCAGCAACAUCAACAUCAACAACAACUAUGUCAAUUUUGAGUGUUUGACUUUGUCGAGUAUAUUGAUGAAAGAUAUGAUAAAAAAACUAGCAGUGACAGUCCAACAGCACCGAUCAGCUACCUCUUCGCCUACGACCGAACAGGACAUCAAAAAGCUCAAUGAGAACUUCACGAGGUUGAAGAGUGACUUGAUCCCGGUGAUCCGCCUUUUGAAAGACUCCAAACCGCUUCCCACCCCAACUCUAGACCCUGGUCCCGUGGGUCAGAACUUGGAUUCCCCCACCUACUCCAUUUCAAGUAACCAUUCCACCAACAGCAACACAUUGAUCGAGACGUUCCAGGACGCCGGGUUCUUGAACAAUAGCCAACUGAACUCGAACCGAAAUUCCAAUCCCAUCCCCAGUCCCACGCAAUCCAAUCGUUUUUCUUCCGGCUCUCUUUUGUCGCUUGGAACUGGCAAAAUCGCCCUGUCGGGAGGUGCUGUGGGCCACCCCGUGGAACAAGCGAAACUGAGCACACCACGGCCCCGGCUCGUGGAGAGUAAGUCCACCAAUGCUGCAUCUACAUCAAUACUAAACAUCCCCAAGACCCUUCGAAAACACUCGGCUCUGACCAGCUCUGCAUCCACGCCAUCGGUACCAACACUCACCAGCACGCAUCCACAGCUGCAACCCCCACCACAACAGCUUCAACAACAACCUCCUGUUGCAAACAAUGAGCCGUUGAAACAAUUGAGAGCAUCUUCCGAAGACUCAUGUCUCAAGAUUCUUCAACAAGCCAUGAAAAGACAUCACAUUCCUCGGGGUGACUGGUCCAAGUAUGUAUUAGUUAUUUGUUAUGGUGACAAGGAACGGAUAUUGAAGUUGGCCGAAAAACCGGUUCCUAUCUUCAAAGAGCUUCAGGAGCUUGGUAAGCACCCAGCCAUUAUGUUAAGACAGUUGGCCGAUACCAAAACCGCCGACACAAACUCCAACGAGAUGUACGAAGACUCCAGAAUUGGAGAUGAUAUCCCUGGUGGGACUUUAUAAUUUGAAUACAGAUACCCGUUAGUAGC
Molecule: messenger RNA, 1449 nt
Organism: Yamadazyma tenuis ATCC 10573
Lineage: Eukaryota; Fungi; Ascomycota; Pichiomycetes; Serinales; Debaryomycetaceae
Source: RefSeq, a predicted model, not a curated record